GAGAUCUGGCCUCCAACCCAGGCAGGGCAUGAGCUUGUGGCAAUGACCAUUGUUAGGUUCCAGAGUGAACGACGCAGUUCUCAGACUGCCUGGUCGCUGGGGUGGCAGGACCCUCUUUGGAUCCCAUGCGCCGAGGCUAUGACAACCUGGCUUCUACCCCGGGCGGGGAAUUGGCAUCGUUCGGCUCUAGAAUGAACGCGUCUGUUAGGGGGGAGGGGAGGGUGCGUGUGCGGCGCCCCCUGCGCAUGCGCAGCAGCUAUUCCGGGGAGGGAGAGGGGCGUACCUCCCUCCGAGAGACGUAGCCAAUGACUGCGCAGCUGGCCUGCGCCGGCUGCGUGCGCGUCACGUGGUCCGGGGCGGGCAUAUAAGGCGCCACAAAGCCGCCGCGCCGAUACUUCGGGGCGACGGAGUGAAGUAGGAGCUGCUUCUUUCCUCCCUCAUCUCUGCCGCUGCGCGCCGGGACCUCGCGAUUGGAUGAAGAAGCCUUUACCAUCUUCUGCAUCAUGGAAUUUCCCUCGUUUGUAACUUGCUGGAGCCAAAGGAACUGUAGAAAAGAGAUCCCCAGCCCUAUUGUAUAGCAGUAACUGCCUGGUCCUAGACACCUCUUAGUUUACAGUUUAAUUUAAUUUUUUAGCAUUAUUUAUUACAGUAUUUUUGCAUACCUCAUAUUCCGUUUACGUGUCCGAGUCUCCUAUUUCCCUUUUAAUUGGAAACCACCGGUGUCAUCAGCAUGGAGUUCACCACUGAAUCUACCACGGCUCUCCUGACAUCAGUAAUUCCUGCGACCAGCACGGAGACCUCUGCCCCCUUGGUAGCCUUCCUCUGGUUGCUGAUUCUGGGCUUCAUCAUUGCCUUUGUCCUGGCCUUCUCAGUGGGUGCCAAUGAUGUGGCCAACUCCUUCGGCACGGCCGUGGGCUCAGGUGUGGUGACGCUGCGGCAGGCUUGCAUCCUGGCUAGCAUCUUUGAGACUGUGGGCUCUGUGCUGCUGGGUGCCAAGGUGAGUGAGACCAUCCGGAAGGGGCUGAUUGACGUGGAGAUGUACAACACGACCCAGGAGCUGCUCAUGGCCGGUUCCAUCAGCGCCAUGUUCGGCUCAGCUGUGUGGCAGUUACUGGCUUCGUUCUUGAAGCUUCCCAUUUCCGGUACGCAUUGCAUUGUUGGAGCAACCAUCGGCUUUUCCCUAGUGGCCAAAGGGCAGGAAGGUGUCAAGUGGUCCGAGCUACUUAAAAUUGUGUUAUCCUGGUUCAUCUCACCCCUCCUGUCUGGAAUCAUGUCAGCUGCCCUGUUCUUCCUCGUCCGCACAUUCAUCCUUUGCAAGACAGAUCCAGUUCCCAAUGGCUUGCGUGCUCUUCCUGUCUUCUAUGCCUGCACUAUUGGCAUCAAUCUCUUCUCCAUCAUGUACACAGGGGCACCUCUGCUGGGCUUUGACAAACUUCCUCUCUGGGGUAUCAUCCUAAUUUCGGCGGGGAGUGCUGUUGUCUGUGCUCUCGUCGUCUGGUUCUUUGUAUGUCCGCGAAUGAAGAAGAAAAUUGACCGUGAGAUCAAAUCGAGCCCCUCGGAGAGCCCACUGAUGGAUAAGAAGGACAGCUUGAAGGAAGACCCUGGGGAAACCAAGGUGACCCUGGGUGAAGCCAAGAGGCCCCUGGACUUUGCCUCAGUUGUGGAGGAGAGGACGGUCUCUUUCAAUCUCGGUGACGCAGAUGAAGUGCCAGAGCGCGAGAGGCCGGACCUGAAGGAAACCAAUGUCGAUAGUGGCACCGUGCAGCUACCCAGCGGUAACACAGUCCAGUUCAACCCAGUGGUCAGCAACCAAGUGAGCUGGAGUGGGCACUACCAGUACCACACGGUGCACAAGGACUCGGGGCUUUACAAGGAGCUGCUCCACAAGCUGCACCUGGCCAAGGUGGGCGACUGCAUGGGUGACUCUGGGGACAAGCCGCUGCGACGCAACAACAGCUACACGUCCUACACCAUGGCCAUCUGCGGUAUGCCUCUGGAUGCCUUCCGUCCCAAGGAGGCCGAGCCGAGGGGUGAGGAGCUGGAGAAGCUGACAUGGCCAGGUGGCGAGGCCAAGAAGCGGGCGCGCAUGGACAGCUACACCAGCUACUGCAAUGCUGUGGCUGAUACCCACCCUGCUGCUGAUGUGGAGGCUGCUGCGGAGCUGGGCCUUGGAGACCACCAGGGCAGCCAUGGCUCCUUGGAGGAGUGGCAAGACCAGGACAAGCCUGAGGUCUCCCUGCUCUUCCAGUUCCUGCAGAUUCUUACCGCCUGCUUUGGCUCCUUUGCGCAUGGGGGCAAUGACGUCAGCAAUGCGAUUGGUCCCCUGGUGGCCCUGUACCUCGUUUACCAAACAGGCGAUGUGGCCUCCAAAGCGGCCACCCCCAUCUGGCUGCUGCUUUAUGGAGGCGCUGGCAUAUGCAUUGGCCUCUGGGUCUGGGGCAGGAGGGUCAUCCAGACCAUGGGCAAGGACCUGACGCCCAUCACGCCCUCAAGUGGCUUCAGCAUCGAGCUGGCUUCUGCCCUGACAGUGGUGAUUGCUUCCAACAUCGGCCUCCCCAUCAGUACCACACACUGCAAAGUGGGCUCCGUGGUGUCAGUGGGCUGGCUGCGCUCCCGCAAGUCAGUGGACUGGCGUCUCUUCCGCAACAUCUUCAUGGCCUGGUUUGUCACUGUGCCCAUCUCGGGCCUCAUUAGUGCAGCCAUCAUGGCCCUCUUCAAGUACCCCAUCCUGGGAGUCUGAGACACAUCAGAGGCAUGAGCUGCUUCGUCACCCCUGCUUUGUUGGGGUGAUGCUGGGCUGGGGGGCCCCUAUCCAUGCUGUAACCCCUUUAUGCUAAUGUGCCCCCCUUAGCUGUAACAUAGGCAGGGCCUGACUUUCCCCUCUGUACUGCGUGUUCCCAUCUGUGUCAUACUUCUCCCUGCCCCAGUCCCUGAUGUCAUCCUUGCUUGUUAAUUUUUAAUUGUCCCCUCCCCCCCUACCAGGAGGAGGGGGAGGGGGGUUGUCUCAGUGCCAUCUGUAGCUCUAGCCAAGCCAGAACAAGGGGUCUGUAGAUCCCAGGGGACACUUUUUUUUUUUUUUCUUUCAAUAAAUCUUUUUUAGCCUUUACCUGUUGGAGCAGGUGUCAGUCCUAGCCUCCAUCCCUUCCCCCUUCACAUGCACCUCCAAGCCAACUUCUCCCUGCCACCCCCCUCACCAGCUCUGCAGAGGCCAGGCUCAUGCCCAGGUCCUGAGGGACUAUUUCUGACUUCUACAGGUUCUGGUGCCCCCUGAUCUAGGCUUUGGGGUCUGGAGAGCAUGUGGCACCCCCCCCAUCUUGGUUGGGGAAGGGGGGGCAGUGUUUAACAGGCACCUGGUACCCCCCUGAUCUCAGCCUGGGGGGGUCUGGCCACAACCUGGUGCCCCCAAUGUCAUCAGGGGUGUGUGUCCCAUUGCUGCUGCCCAUGUCAGAAGCUGUGCGACUGUCCCUCUUCCAUCACACGUGUGCCAGGACCCCGGCCUGUGCCCACACACUACAGCUGCCCUCCUCACCAUUGCUACCUCUAACUCAAUAAAGACAGCAUCAUUUUUUA
Molecule: messenger RNA, 3570 nt
Organism: Alligator sinensis (Chinese alligator)
Lineage: Eukaryota; Metazoa; Chordata; Crocodylia; Alligatoridae
Gene: SLC20A1
Product: solute carrier family 20 member 1
Exons: 11
Coding region: 731-2740 (669 amino acids)
Biological process (GO): phosphate ion transmembrane transport
Cellular component (GO): membrane
Molecular function (GO): phosphate transmembrane transporter activity
Source: RefSeq, a predicted model, not a curated record